AUUAUUGGGACGUUGGGGAUCCCACUUUCAUCUGCACGCAUUGUGGAGCAAGUUCAUCAUUUAAUGGGCAGCCUUAUUCCGCCUGAUAACACGUCUCCAAAAUUUGCUCAACUUUAUAUCUACAAUACCGAGAAUGAAAUUGACAAUAUAUUGGAUUUUCUAAGUCCCACAAACAAUGAAGACAUCCUAGAUCCCGGUAUUGUGAGAUCUUUGAAGGAAAUGCUAGAUGAGCACAACAGAAUUGCGCAAUCUUUUUGGUAUGCUAGAGACCGUUAUAAGGAAGAUGACUUCAAUGGGGUGAAGUUGAGGCUUAUUCGAAAGCGUGGAAGCGAUGGAAGAGUUUAUAAUCUUCCCUCUGCAUCUGAAGUUGCUGCUUUGAUUGUAGGAGAUAUAGACAACGUCAUGGGUGACAGAGACAUCAUUGUGGAGACACAAACCGGACUUUUGCAGCGCAUUGAUGUCAAGCAUCCCUUAUAUCUUGGCUUACAAUAUCCUUUGUUAUUUCCUUGUGGAGAGGAUGGUUAUCGCGAUGAUGUCCAGCGUGCUUCCAUUUCCAGUGGUAGGACAAACCCAAGAUCAACGAUUAGCAUGAAAGAAUUCUUUUCGUUUAGGCUUCAAAUGAGAUCAGGGGAGUCCCAAAUUCUUCUUCACUCCAGAAAACUAUUCCAGCAAUUCCUGGUUGAUGCUUAUACCGUGGUUGAGUAUGACCGUCUUAUUUUCAUUCGCCAUAAUCAAAAUCAACUAAGGGUAGAGUUGUACAAAAAUAUAAUACAUGCAUCGGAUAAAGGGGAGGAUGCAACUGUUAAAACUGGAAAGCGUAUUAUUCUUCCUUCUUCAUUCAUAGGCGGACCUAGAUAUAUGGCUGAGAAUUGUAAGGAUGCUUUUGCAAUCUGCUGUUGGGCUGGAUAUCCUCAUCUUUUUAUAACAAUCACCUGCAACCCUAAGUGGCUAGAAAUUACACGGUUUCUUAGGGCCAUAAACUUAAACGCUGAAGAUCGACCUGAUAUUCUUUGCAGAGUUUUCAAGUUCAAAGUUAAUGCAUAUGUUUGUACAAUUGAAUUACAAAAACGUGGACUCUCUCAUGCUCAUAUUCUGUUGUUCUUGCACCCUUCUAACAAGCCCAACAAUGGACUUGAUAUUGAUAUAUUGAUUUCAACAGAGAUUCCUAACAAGGAAACACAUCCUUCUCUCUUUCUUGCUGUCACAAGUUACAUGAUGCAUGGUCCUUGUAGUGCUAACAAUUACAAGUCACCUUGCAUGAAGGAGGGAAAGUGUACAAAGAAAUUUCCAAAGGGUUUUUGUUCCCGUACGAUUAUUGAUGAUGACAGAUUCCCUUAUUAUAAGAGAAGAGAUAAUGGGAGGGUUGCGAAGAAAAAUGGUGUUGAACUUGAUAAUCGUUUUGUUGUGCCUUAUAAUGCAAAACUCCUUUUAAAGUACCAGGCUCAUAUUAAUGUGGAAUAUACCUGUCAGACCAGUGCUAUUAAAUAUCUUUUUAAAUACAUUCAUAAAGGAAAUGAUAGAGUUACUGCUGCUAUACAUCAUUCAGAUGAUGAAAUUAAAAUGUUUUAUGAUUGUAGGUAUGUAUCCACAUGUGAAGCUGCUAGGAGAAUAUUUGGAUUUGAAAUUCAUUACAGAAACCCCCCUGUGAUGAGAUUGUCAUUUCACUUACCCAAUGAAAAGACCGUUGUUUUUCCUGAUACUGCAUCAAUAUCUGAAGUAAAGACAAGGGAGGAGUUUAGACAAUCAAUUUUUGAGAGUUGGAUGGAUGCAAAUAAAAAAUUUCCAGAAGGUAGGCAUCUUACUUAUGCUGAAUAUCCAACUCAUUUUGUUUAUAAUGCAAAUAGUCAAGAAUGGCAUCCUAGAAAAAAAGGAUUCUCAAUUGGAAGAAUAAAUCGUUUUUCUGCAAAUAGUGGAGAAUAUUUCUAUCUUCGAAUGCUUCUUAAUUUUAAAAAGGGUUGCACAAGUUACGAGGAUCUGAGAACUAUCAAUGGGGUGAUGUUUCCAACAUUUAAAGAUGCUUGCUAUUCUCUUGGACUUUUGGAUGAUGACAAUGAAUACAUUGAUGCAAUUAAGGAGGCAAGUUCUUGGCAGUCAGCUUUUUAUCUUAGACGUCUUUUUGCUUUGUUGUUGUUCGGUAACUCAAUGAAUAGACCUGAAAAUGUUUGGGGGAAGUGUUGGCAAUUUCUCUCUGACGAUGUUCUUUAUCGACAUAGAACAACAGUAGGACAUCCAGAUGCAAAUCUUACUGAAGAACAAAUAAAAAACACAACACUUGCUAAAAUUGAUAAAGUGCUACAGAGUAAUGGAAAAUGCCUUUCUGAUUACCCUUCAAUGCCCUGCAUCACUGGUGCAUCUUUGCUUGAUAUGCACAAUCGCUUAGUGCUUGAUGAAUUACUGUAUGACAAAUUGUUUUUGGUUGAAGAACAUAAAAGACUAAUGAGUUCCCUUACAGAUGAGCAAAAAGUUGUCUAUGACAAGAUAAUUUCAGCAGUUUCAGUGGGUACAGGGGGAUUCUUUUUUCUAUACGGCUUUGGUGGUACAGGAAAAACAUUUAUUUGGAAUACAUUGUCAGCAUCCAUUAGAUCAAAAGGCGAAAUUGUACUUAAUGUUGCUUCUAGCGGGAUUGCAUCACUUUUGCUUCCUGGAGGCCGGACAACACACUCUAGAUUUCGUAUUCCAAUUCAGAUCACUGAGGAUUCAACCUGUAAUAUACGGCAGGAUUUUAAUAUUGCCGAAUUGCUAGCGAAAACAAAGCUAAUCAUCUGGGAUGAAGCUCCAAUGGUACACAGAUUUUGCUUUGAGGCUCUAGACAAAACACUUAGAGAUGUUCUUAGAUUUUCUGAUUCAAGUUGUGUUGAUAAACCAUUUGGUGGGAAAGUUGUUGUUCUUGGGGGUGACUUCAGGCAAAUCUUACCUGUUGUUCCUCAUGGAAGCAGGCAAGAUAUAGUCCAUGCAACCAUUAAUUCUUCUUGUCUUUGGUCUCAUUGUCAUUUAUUAACUUUGACCAAGAACAUGCAGCUUAGUUCUGGAAGUGACAUUCACAAUUUAAUGGAAAUAAAAGAAUUUUCUGAUUGGCUUCUUAAAGUCGGGGAUGGUGUUCUUGGAGAUGAUGUGGAUGGAGAAUCUAUUAUAACAAUUCCAGAUGAAUUAUUGAUUAAAAAAUCACUGAAUCCACUUUCAGAUUUGAUGGAUUUUGUGUACCCUGAUAUCUUGGAUCAUAUUUUAGAACCCACAUUCUUUAAAGAACGUGCCAUUUUGACUCCAAAAUUGGCAGAUGUUUCUAUUUUAAAUGAGAACUUAAUGUCUUUGAUUCCAGGUGACGAAAGAAUAUAUUUAAGUUCAGAUAAUAUUUUGAAGCAAGACGGUAAUUCUUCCCUUGAGGAUGAUGAAUUCUCACCUGAGAUCUUAAAUACCUUCUCCUGUUCUGGGCUUCCGGAUCAUAAAUUAAUUUUGAAGGUCAAAGUUCCAGUCAUGCUAUUAAGAAAUAUUGACCAAUCAAGAGGUUUAUGCAAUGGAACAAGAUUGCUUAUUACAAGAUUAGGCAAUCAUGUGGUUGAGGCAAUUGUUCUUACAGGAAGCAAUAUAGGAGAAAAUGUGUUAAUCCCUAGAAUGACAAUGAGCUCCUCAAGUCAUUCUUUUCCUGUAAAUUUUCAAAGAAGACAAUUUCCCCUCGUCGUUUCGUUUGCCAUGACAAUCAAUAAAUCAAUAAGAGUCAAGGACAAUCGCUUUCUCAUGUUGGAAUUUAUCUACCCAGGCCAGUCUUUAGUCAUGAGCAAUUAUAUGUGGCACUAUCCCGAGUAA
Messenger RNA from Gastrolobium bilobum, 3801 nucleotides. RefSeq lists its product as uncharacterized. Gene Ontology annotation, molecular function: DNA helicase activity. The annotation marks the transcript as partial. The transcript has 7 exons. NCBI's taxonomy places the organism in Eukaryota, Viridiplantae, Streptophyta, Magnoliopsida, Fabales, Fabaceae. The record is from RefSeq and is a predicted model, not a curated record. Gene Ontology annotation, biological process: telomere maintenance; DNA repair.